CUAGGGCGUCAGACAGCCAUAUUGGUUAUGAGCCUACACCAUCUUACAAUUUAGUUUUUGGUUGAAGGUCAAGGUUAGAGCAUGGAAGAAACAGAAAACCGGAAAGAACCAUUUAUUCCAGGACAUCAUGAAUGUGAGAUCUGCUAUGGAGGUGAAGCUGACUUACACAAGCACUAUACCAGCUGUAAGAAGAAUCCAGGUCAUGUCAACUUUAUACCUGUUAAUGAUUUUAACUUGGAUCAUCUCCCCUCACGUUACCAUGACGUCAUCAUGUUGGAGCAAAUCAAAGCUUUGUCUGCCCUAACGGUACUGAUAAAGGUCAAGUACACCAGUCUAGAAAGACCAGAGUCUGGUCCAUUCUUCAGUGGUCAGUAUCCGUUUUAUAUGAACAGAGGAAGUGACGUGUUGAGGACUGCGACGGGGACGGUGUAUGAUGUGGUCAAGUACACAGAGAGUGACAACAAGGGCACUUGUCCAUGUGGCAAGUGUCAACACUCGGACACACCCAGCAAAGUGUGGGGGGAGGUUUUUGUGACCACAGCCACACACGCGGUGUUUGAUGUCAGUGAGGCGAGACAGACCAAGUGUGUUGUAGGUUUUGACGACAAUAAAAGUCCUGGGGUCAGUCUUGAUGGCUGGCGGGUGGAGGAGGCACACUUUGAGAGAGACAGGUGUGAGUUUACAUGUGUGUCAUGUGACUUAGAGUUGGUUGAUGAAUUGUACUGGACGUGUCGGCGCUUUGAUGAUCUAUGUGUGAAAAUAAGGGAGAAAUACUGGAAAUCUGAUAAUAAUGACAAGUUGACCGUUAUAGUGUCACAUCCUCAUGGCUGUCCUAAAAAGGUCUCUGUAGGACAAUGGACACACAUACAUGAGGGGAAAGUUUGGCCCAAGUACACGUACACGACAUGUACAUGUCCAGGCUCCAGUGGAGCGUGUGUCUACAUGCCGGGAUAUGACGGGUUAUUGACUCGUCCCCACAGUGGAUCAAACUCUGUAGGAAAUUAUUGUGGGGAGUUUGGGAUGUGGUUGUAUUGAUCCAUCUCUAACUGUUGGUUCUCUCCCCUUGUCUAAUGUAAACAAACAAAAUGGCGGCUCCUUUAAUUAAACUUGUGUGUGUCAAGACUUGAAUGUCUUCAACAGCAACUUUGUAUUCUGGUGAAGACAAGGUAUAUUUUGUGUAGUUUCUCUCACGUCAUUUGUUUAUCGCUAAAAAACUUAACGGAAAGACUAGAUCAGAUGAUAUUUAAAACAUAUUAAUUAUAAUAAUAAAUUAAAAAUUAAUUAUAUAAUUUAUUGUAGUCCUACUUUACGGGCGGUCUUACAUUGUUAUGGUUAUGAUAACGAAAGUAGCAAACAUCUUACUAACUCUCAUAAUAUCGGUAUAUAAUUGAAAAGCUUUAAUUAGUUUUGCUUUUGUCAAUUUUUG
Messenger RNA from Physella acuta, 1426 nucleotides. RefSeq lists its product as uncharacterized. The record is from RefSeq and is a predicted model, not a curated record. Lineage: Eukaryota; Metazoa; Mollusca; Gastropoda; Physidae.